Molecule: messenger RNA, 5877 nt
Organism: Hemicordylus capensis (graceful crag lizard)
Lineage: Eukaryota; Metazoa; Chordata; Lepidosauria; Squamata; Cordylidae
Gene: CDC25B
Product: cell division cycle 25B
Exons: 16
Coding region: 374-2068 (564 amino acids)
Biological process (GO): G2/M transition of mitotic cell cycle; positive regulation of G2/MI transition of meiotic cell cycle; protein dephosphorylation
Cellular component (GO): cytoplasm; nucleus
Molecular function (GO): protein tyrosine phosphatase activity
Source: RefSeq, a predicted model, not a curated record
CGCACACCCCCAGCCGCUGCCGCCGCGGCGCCUACAAAGGCUGCGCUCUGGGGCUGCGCUCAUUACGCGCCUGCCUCUCUCGGUCUGCUCUGCUGCCUGCGUGCGCCCUCGCCAGCCCCGCAGUCAGGCCCGGAGGCAGCCGCCCGAGCCCGGCCCGCCCUCCCUCCCCGCCGCUGCAUGCCCGCCCGGUGCCGCCGGGCCCCGCUUCUCAGCAGCCGGCUUCCCCAGGGGCGCCCGGCUUCCUCCCGCGGACUGAGCUAGCCAGCAGGGCUCUCCUCCUCCUCGCCGCCGCCUCCUCGCCUGGUCUUGCGAAGAGCUCCCUCGCCGCCGCCGCCGCCACCGCCCGCUGCAGCCGCCUCGAGUCCCGCCGGCGAUGGAGCCCUUCCGAGCGGACUCGCCGCAGCCUUCCCGCGAAGCCCGGCGACAGCUGGAGCUGCUGGGGCUGCCUGGCCACCCGCGCCACUCCGGCGGCGUGAGGCCGCUCUCCCCCGCGGCGACCCUGUCUCCAGUCACCCACUUGGCCUUGGACAUGAUGACCAACCUGGUCGGGCUGGGGAGUGACUGUGACACUCCCAAAAGGAGAAAGAAGCUGGGCAUGGACUUAAAGGGGGCGUGGACCUCGCAGGAUUCAGUCUCGUCGGAGUCAUCGCAGGAUUCGAUGGAGUCUGCUGAUUCAGGAGUUAGUCCGGAUUCUCCCAUGGAGGCAGACCUGGAUGUUGAUGAAGAUGUAUUUGAACAAGCACUGUUGAAAUCUCAGAGAGUCUUCAGAAAUCAAUUGCUUCCCAUCAGAAGAAUUCAGUCCCUCCCAAUGAGACUUCUAGGAGCCAGUCCUACACUGAGAAACAUCUCUAACUGCAAGGAAUUCAACAGCCCCGUGGGCGAGAGGGCCUUUGGGCUCAAAGGGGACGCUGAAAAUGAAGGCAGUGUCUUCAAGAAACCCCUGCGACCUACAAGCAGGCUGGGCUCCUCCAGUGGGGCUGGCGGGAAGGACCCCUUUGCACAGAGACCAAACUCUGCUCCAGACCUCAUGUAUCACAGCCCCCAGAAGGAGAACAUAGGCCCGGGUUCCCCGGGCCCCAUCCACUUGCACAGCUCAUCCUUGACCACCUCUGCGGCUGAUGAAGAUGAUGGGUUUCUGGAGAUUCUGGAUGAAGAUGGACUGAAGGGUGACACGCCUGUCCCAUUGGGUAUGGAGAACCUGCUGAUGGCUCCGCUGGUGAACAAGGAAGAGGAGGCUGGCUUGAGCUCUGUGGGGACCAGCAAAUGCCGCUGCCUGUUCCGCUCGCCGUCCGUGCCCAGCUCGGUCAUCCGGCCGAUCCUGAAGCGAAUGGACCGGCCCCAGGACAGAGAGACGCCCGUGAAGCCCAAGAGGCGGAGGAGCUUGGCUGGUGGCAGCAGUCUAGCUGAGAAGGUGGACGAACCGAAGCCACGGCUGCUGCGCUCCAAAUCCUGCUGUCCCAUUGAAAUUGCAAACAUCUUGGACAAUGACCACAGGGAGCUGAUUGGAGACUUCUCGAAGGCUUUUGUUCUGCAGACGGUGGACGGGAAACAUCAGGAUCUCAAAUACAUCUCUCCUGAAAUGAUGGUGGCAGUGUUGACUGGUCAGUUCAGCAGCCUCAUUGAAAACUGUGUGAUUGUGGACUGCAGAUAUCCCUAUGAAUAUGAAGGAGGCCACAUCAAGGGUGCUGUUAACCUCCCCCUGGAGAAAGACGUGGAGGAGUUCCUUCUCAGAAAGCCAAUUGUGCCGCUCGAUGCGGCCAAGAGGGUCAUCGUCAUCUUCCACUGCGAGUUCUCCUCAGAGAGGGGCCCUAGGAUGUGUCGCUUUGUCAGGGAAAAGGACCGAGCCUCCAAUGAUUACCCUUCCCUGCACUAUCCUGAGUUGUACGUCCUGAAAGGAGGCUAUAAAGAAUUCUUCCCACAAUAUCAAGCCCAUUGUGAACCUCAGAACUACCGUCCCAUGCACCACCAGGACUUCAAGGAGGACCUGCGCCGAUUCCGCCUCAAAAGCCGCACCUGGGCUGGAGAGAAGAGCAAGCGUGAGCUCUACAGCCGCGUCAAGAACUGCUAGGAGGUGGAGGCGGGCAUUGGGGCGGGGGGGGGGAGGUGGGGGCAACAUGUUUUGGGAAGAGUCUUGAUGGGGCAACAGCUGUAUACAUCAAGGAGAGAGGUUUGGGCUGCACAUUCGCCAUCCUCUUCUACUGCGCUAGUUCCAUUUUCUUUUGGAGACUUUGAGUUUCUUGAAAACGAUUCGAGAGGAGACACAACUGCUUGCCCUGCCAUGGACAAACUGAUGACAAUGAUACCUCUGGCUCCAGCAGGCUGGGACCCCAUGUGAUGCUGUGAAUCUUCCUCGGUGGCGUUUGUCUCCUGGAACAGCUGAUCUGAUCUAGGCUCCUCUUCUUGGGGGUUUUAGAUGGUCCUUGGAAACCAGAACCGAUCCUUCAUUCCUUUGGAAGGGUUUGUCCGGGGAGAUGCCACAUGUGACCAGAGUUGGGAGAACCUUCUCUUCUUGUGCCUUUCUUCACGGAAGAGAGAAAUAGGCAGCUAUUGGGAACGUCCACUUAAACCACAAGAACAAUCCAGCUGGUGUGCGAACUGCUUCACUGCUUGUAUGUGUGGUCAUGUCGCCUUCAGUCCCUUAUGAAAGUGAGCUAGAAUGUUUGCAGCCUGCCUGUAGGGUUUCUUUGUGCUGUGAUCCUUUGUCCAAUGCAGACAACUUCUUCACAGAAGAGAGGAAUAGGCAGCUAUUGGGAACGUCCACUUAUACCACAAGAUAUAAAUUCUGGAGAGUCUACUGGAACUAUGUAAACAAGAAUAUGCCAUGGUGGAGGGGAAGGUCCUUCUGUGUUUAAACUUGUGUACAGAAUCUAGUGCCUCAGAAGAUCUCUGGGGCGGAAUGUUAAUUGAUGGGGAUUCCCCAAGUUCAGGAGCAAAGAAAACCCUUUUUUUUAAAAAUCAGAUGCCCUUCAGAGUGAAGUCAGGUUGGAAAUAAUGAGCCUUUUCCAGGGGUGCAUUUUUAAUUUUGGCUUGGGGUUUGGAAGAUGUCUUUUGGAGUUGACACAUAAGUAGUCUUCCUCUGCCCUUUUGUUCUCCAGGAUCUAAAUUAACAAAAAAAGAACCCUGGAUUUUCAGCCCUUUUUGCUGUCUAAAUUAGAAUGGGUGCAAGAUCCAAGAUAAAUCUAGAGACCAGGUGUAUUGGGGUGAGCCCCCUUGUGCACCACUGAGGGAGGCUUGUGGAUGCCCUGUUGAGGGGGGUGGUCUGCCUGAAGCCAGGCUGUCUCCAUUUAUCCUUGAAAACAAGCCUGAAAGCUGCCUACUGGAUAACCAUGUUAGCCAGUGACUUGCAAAAGAAAAUGUCAAGGCCAGUAUGCACCUUACAGGCCAGGCUAAUUUUUGAAGUUGAAUUGUGAUACACUUAUGUUCCACCUCCACCCCCGGGUGUGUUAAUUCAGAAGACUCUCUUGGAGAAGAACUAGUAGAACUGAGACAGGAGCAUUAAGGCAGAGACCUAGUUCAUAGUUGAGCUGGUGACCAACCUGUCUGGGCUGUACCAGUUCAGAGAGUAGAUGGAGAAAUCUGCAGUGCUGGAUGAUGCCUCCAUUGAAAAGGGGUUCUUUCUGCACAGAAAACUGUUGGGGAAGAAGGGCUCUGCCAUAGUCUUCCCACUUUCUGUGUGGAGGGGAUUUUUUUUUUUGUAUGGAGAAGCACUCGGUGUCGUGAUCUGCCAUUUGAAGCAGUACCGCCCAGACACGGCUUGAGAAGUGUGUUGAGACCAGCUUGACUCUUAACACAUUUGCACAACAUUUCUCCUCAGUUCGGCUCUGCCUGUGAUCCAAGCCUUGUUCAGUUGCACACCCCAGACAAGGGGAGGGAGGGGAGAGAGCACUUAGAGCCUUUAAUUUGCACAAAAAUAACGGUGCCCCCUUGCAUGAUUGUGCACAGGAUGCAGGCAUCUUGCAGUGGGGAGGGGGUGCCACCUCUUCAUUCUAGGAGCAUCUGCAUUGGGAUGAAAGAGAAUACACCUGGUGUGCCCACUCCCAACUUGUACCUGAAAAGCACCUGGUGUAUCCUGUCCAAAGACCAAAACAAGAGUGCAUUUAAUUUUUAAGUGGGCAGAUAUGACCCCGGGGGGCAGUGAAAGCAAUUUUUCAGUUGCUGCAUAUUCAAUCCUAUGGCUGUGCCUUCUUGGCCGAUUUAGGAUUAGGGAAAAUAGAAUUAUUUGCAGCUUUUUAGAUCGACCUUUUCUUAAAAGGAAAACAUUUUUUAAAUAACCUUUCCUAUCAGACACAAUAUUUGGAUUCAGUGCCAAUAUGUAAGAAUGGAGCAGGUUUUAUAGUGAUAAUUUUUAAAAGCGAGACAAUAUUUCCUAAAGCAACCAUAUUCUUACCAAUCCUGCUUGAGCAUCCAUCUUUUCCAACCCUUGAGGUGGAUGCCUCAGGGCUAUGAAUCCGUCACGGAAGUGCCUUUUUUAUUUUAGUCUGCUUAUUUAUAGUGAGCCUAGAAUGCUGUGUGGAAAUUUGCAAAAAGUUCUAAGUGGGAUGAAGAGGGAAAUAUCUGAACGACAUUACAUUAUUUCAGACUUUGGGGUCUUUUGUGGGGGGAAAACUUAAAACUGUUUUGAUCAGGAAGGAUUAUAGGACACUAGUGGUUCUUGGAAUUGUAGGGGUGGGCGGGCAAGGAGCUUUGAGGACAUGAUGCUCUGUUCCAGGCUUUCCUAACUGGGUCUCCAGAUGUCACUGGACUACAACUCCCAUCAAUGGCCAAAAGCCAUUGUGGCUGGGAUGAUGGGAGUUGUAGUCCAGCAACAUCUGGAGACCCAAAGUUGGGAACUCCUGCCCUAUUUCUUGCCCACUGAGGAUGGGUAGACAUCCAGACCCUGUAUGAACCCCAACUCUGUCUCAUCCAUGUAAUCAACAGCUAUGCCACUGUGUGGCUUGACACCAUAUAUGCUGCAUGUAACCUGAAGGUGUUUGCCUGCCUUGUGCUCUCAUCUGGCAGGCUUGAGCUGUGUACAGAGACCUGUUUGUAUGCAUGACGGUUCCAUGGAUCUAGGUGCUAGGGAUCAGUAUGUAACCGCUUGAAUAAGUUGGACCAUGGUUGGUACAUCUCUGUGAAGCUUCAAUGCUACCUCAGGACAAGCGUCUCCUUUCUCGCCCCAGCCCCGGACAGCAUUACAUGUCAGCUUGUUGCUUUAAGUCGGGGGUUCCCAAUCCCGAGUCCCAGACGUUGGACUGUAACUGCCAUCUACUUUCGGCCAUUGUGGCUGGGGGUAAUGGGAGUUGCAGUUCAACAUGUGGGCACCCAAGGUGGGGAACCCUUAUGUAAUGUGCCUUCACCUUUUCCUGGAGGGAGCCAGGAUUCAUCCCUUCUAAUGUGAAUGCUGCACUGAGCUCACCCCAAUUCCUAGAUUAAAGAAAAGGGGGGAAGUGGAGGGUAAUUGGAUCCACAGAUUUAGCUUGAAAUUCAAGAGUUCCACUUUUUUGUCAUUUGACCAUGAGUCCUCUGAUCCAGCUCUACCUACACCGGGGAGGGAAACGUGGGUAGGCAAUGCUUACCUUUGGAUGUGUUUCUGCCCUCUGCUCCAAAUCCAGCAGCAUUGUGGACACUGAAGUUGACUUCUGUGUGCAUGCUAAGGAUGUUGGGCUUGAAGCAUUUUAAAACUGUGAUAAUUGGGAAAAUAUGUCUGGAUGGAAGCUGGAUUGAUGUUGCCAGAUGGAGAAUAGCUUUAUAUGUUUGUACCCUUGUGCUGAUCAAAUGUACCAUGGUGGUUUACAUCUUAACAUGAAUUUACUUGCAAUGUAAAGAUGCCUUUUUGUGUUUGCUUCCUAUGCAGUGAUGUGUAAUCAGGGAGUGAAUAAACUGCUAGGUUGUGGAGAA